CGCGGCGUGGUGUGGGAGGAGGUGCUGAUCAUGCUGCCGGAGCACGUGAACAUCAUCCUGCUGAGCGCCACCGUCCCCAACACGCUGGAGUUCGCCGACUGGAUCGGGCGGAUCAAGCGGAAGCGGAUCUACGUGAUCAGCACCCUGCGGCGCCCGGUGCCCCUCGAGCACCAUCUCUACACGGGCAACAGCCACAAAACCCAGCACGAACUCUUCCUGCUCCUUGACGCCCGCGGCACCUUCCUCACCAAGGGGUACUACGCGGCGGUGGAGGCGAAGAAGGAGCGCUCCAGCAAACACGCCCAGACCUUCGGGGCCAAGCAGCCCACGCACACGGGCACCGGGCCGGGCCAGGAGAAGGGCGUGUGGCUCUCGCUGAUGGACGCGCU
Terrapene triunguis (Three-toed box turtle) is the source of this 389-nucleotide messenger RNA. Its product is annotated as helicase SKI2W-like. The annotation marks the transcript as partial. Gene Ontology annotation, cellular component: Ski complex. Gene Ontology annotation, molecular function: RNA helicase activity. Lineage: Eukaryota; Metazoa; Chordata; Testudines; Emydidae. The transcript is spliced from 4 exons. Gene Ontology annotation, biological process: nuclear-transcribed mRNA catabolic process, 3'-5' exonucleolytic nonsense-mediated decay. The record is from RefSeq and is a predicted model, not a curated record.